AUGCUCUUAAAGAAAAGAUAGUGCAUGAGAAAGAAGAUCAACCAAAUGAAUGGCAUUGAACCUUGCACAGAGGAAAAUUGUUAAGAAUGUGGGAAUUAAAGCAUUAAAGAUUAAGCAAUAGAAUAGUUGCCUCCAAUAACUAAAAAUUAGUCAAAAUAAACAUUAUUGAAAAAAAAUGAAUUCGAAGGUUUGUUUAAGCAUCCUUAACUUGAUAGUCCAGAAUAAGAACGCAUAAAUAAGAUAAUAGAGUAAACAGCCAGAACAUCAGAAUAUUAUCUUAAAGAAGAAAGUAAAAAGAAAGAAUGCUUAAUCAGGAUUAAAAGAUUUAGGAAUAAAAUCUAAACUUUAUCAUCAAAUACAAUUCAAUGGCAAAAAACUAGAGAAUUAGUUUCAGGGCUUUUAUAAAGGUAUGAGAAGGAUAGAUAUAUUGAUAGGACAUGGAUUUACAUUGAUAUGGAUAUGUUUUUUGCAGCGGUUGAAAUACGAGAUGAUCCCUCUCUAAAUGAUAAGCCAGUGGCUGUUUUUGACAAUAAAAUGAUUAUGACUGCUAAUUAUGUUGCUAGAAAAAGUGGAGUUCAUAGUGGUAUGCCAAAAUUUAUAGGUGAAAAACUUUGCAAGGACAUCGAAUUUAGAAAGGCUAACUACAGCAAAUAUAGACAAAUUUCAGAUGAGUUCAAAGGGAUUUUGUCUUAAUACGAUCAAAAGCUUGAAUCUCAGGGACUUGAUGAAGUGUCAGUAGAUGUCACUGAAUUUUUGUAAAAAAAUAAUAUGGAUCACAUGGAUGGAAGAAUAUUUCUAGGAGAAAAAAUAAGAAAAGAAAUAUAUGAUUCCACUCAAUUAACUGCCAGUUGUGGAAUAGCAUGCAACAAAUUAUUGGCAAAAAUCUGUUCAGGCAUUAAAAAGCCUAAUGGAAUGACAUACUUAGACUUUGAUUAAGAAGUAAUUUCAAAUUUUAUGAGAAAUCUCCCGAUUGACAAACUAAUGGGAAUCGGAAAAGUGCAUUAACGAGUUCUAACUGGCCUUGGUAUCCUCACUUGUAAAGACAUGGUAGAUAAAGCGACUGAAAUCUAUGUAAACUACAAUGAAAGCUAAUUUUAGUUUUUUUUGAAGUCGGCCCUUGGAGUGGAUAGAAAUUAUCAUGAAGAUACUAUUCAAAAGAGCAUUGGAGUUUCUUAAACAUUCAAGCCUAUUGUAGAUAAAAAGGAUCAUGAAGAUAAAGUUAAGGCUAUGGCAAUAGAGCUUUAUGAAAGACUUCUUGAAUCCUAACUUGUAGCAAAAACUCUAACUCUAGAAUUGAAAACAAGCAAAUUUAAUAUCAAGCAGAGAUCAACAACAUUUCACUAAUAUAUUCAAGAAAAAAAUGAUAUCGUUAGAGCUUCAGAAGAGCUUUUAAAUGUAAUGUGGCCUAUAAAUGAGCCAGUUCGACUUAUAGGUAUAAGAGGAUCUACUAAUUCUGAUGAAGCUCCUUAAGAUUGUGGCGACAGUAGAGUAAGCCUAGGAUAAGAUGAGGAUGUAGACUAGAUUAAACCAGAGGAGAUCGGUCUUUAUUUUGACAGAGCUAGGAUGAAUUCUAGUAAUCGUAGAGCAAUUGAUCAUUUUAAGGCUAAAAAAGCGAAAGAAUUAGGUAUACCGCCCACAAAUGAUGAAACAUAAAUCAAUCCUAAAUCUAAAGAUUUAUAGAGUACUAAUACAAUUAAUCUAUCACUUGAUAACUCAAAUAAAUCUAUCAGAGCGAAAAGAAAUGGGUGUGAUAUUACUAAUUUCUUAAGGAAAAAGCAUAGUAGCAACCCUUAAUCUGCUAAUAAAUAAAAUAAUAAUGUUGAAUAUGAAUUAGAUGAUUUGUUGAGCGAUUUUAAUCCAGACUAAAAGUAAUACAAUUAUGAUGAAGAAUAUGUUGAGCAAAAGUAGGAAUAUAAAAAUUUGAGAUUGACGGAGCGAGAAGAUAUUUUUGACUAUAAAAAAAGACACUUUUAAGAAAAUAAUUAAAAUUAUUGUAGUAAUCAGGCUGCAAAUGAACAAGGAAUUGAAAAUGAUACAGACAUGUAUUAAGAAAAUGAAAGAUUUGAGAAUUAUGAUUAUAAUUACGAUAAGGAUGAAUAUGAUUAGUAUAAAGAUGAUGACGAAUAUGAUUUAUUUGAAAAAGGUGACGAUGAAUUUAAAAGUACAGAGGAGCAGAUUUUUGAUAAAUAUAGCCAAGGGUAUAAAAGAUAAAAAUUAUAAUGA
Messenger RNA from Stylonychia lemnae, 2223 nucleotides. The record is from the annotation of a GenBank genome assembly. Lineage: Eukaryota; Ciliophora; Spirotrichea; Sporadotrichida; Oxytrichidae.